UUUCCUAGGAGUCAAGCGGCGCCGAGGCCAGCAGCAAUUGGCAGGAGAAGGGAAUAGUGUCGCCCCCUUUCAGCCGGAAUUUCAAAUGCCUUGGAAAGAGGACUUAGAAUUUGCAAAGCAGGAUAAAGCUGCCAGAGUCAUUCAGCAGGCCUGGAAAAGUUUCCUUAAUGCUUCUAUAUUUCAACACUUUAAAAGUCUAAUUGAUUUAAGAAGACAAGGAGAACCACAUCAAAUAAUGAAAUAUAUUAAUCCGAAAGAGGCAGAGCUUCUGGACGCUGCUGCUGGCAUUCAUGUGCGAUUCAGAUUAGGUGGAGUUAAGUUUCCACCUGAUAUAUACUAUAAAAUUUUUACUCACAGACAUAUUGAAGAUCUGUGUGCUAACAGCCCUAGAAAUUAUGCAAAACUUCCAGCAAAGCAUACAUCUCAUAAUAAAGAUGAUCAUCUUCAGGAAGAGGAUUAUAGUGGCUGGUAUCAUCGUAUAGAAAACAAUGGCUGGAGGCCAGUUUCUGAUAGAUUUUGGCUAUCUACUGACAGUGUAGUGGUGGAAGACAAAAAGGAAAGUGAAUUCCAUUUCUCUAAACUAAAGAAAAGGCAAGACUUGGAAAAGAAAAGAAAACUUACAAAAAUAGAGUGGAUGAGGCAAAUGUACUUCUCAGGAAGUCUGGAGGCUAAGUCAACACAUCUUGAAACUCUAGGACUAAUUCACAGUACAACAAAAGAGCUGAUUAGAACUGUUGAAGACGGUGGGAUAGAUUCUGUGAUGGAAUGGGAAGUGGAUGAAGUGCUGAACUGGACAAAUACACUGAACUUUGAUGAGUACAUUGCCAGCUGGAAGGAAAUUGCUACAAGCAACUCUUCGGCUAAUUUCAAAGGAUUCAGAUUUGAUCAAGCACAGCAAAACAUAUAUGACUAUGGAGGAGAUAUAUCAGAGAUGGAAAUGGGAACACCAGAUGAUACUUACUAUGAAAAUGUUUAUCAAGAACCAAAUGUAACUAGAUUAACGCCUGAUUCUACUUAUGGACUAUAAAGUACUUUAUUUCUUCUGAGCUAUAGUCCUUUGCGCCCUGCACCCAUCAGUUAUAGCCAAGAGAUAAUAUAUUCUGACUGGAAUGACUUGUGUGUAUAUUCUGGGCACAGAAUCCAGCUCAGUUAAGUAAGGAAGGUUGAGCAGAAAUAGAACAUUGGACUGAAUACAAUGGCCAUGACAAAUAAAGAAAUUAUUCCUAGUAUUCUGAGAAACUGUAGUAUUCUAACAGUCACACUUAAGUAAAGAUACUAUAUUUAGGUGCAGAAACGUCAAACUGAUUAUUUUAAAUGUUUGAGACGUUUAGUGUAUUCAUGUAAGGCAGAACUCUCUGCCCCUUUAUCCCAUGUGCAAAUGUGCCUUGCUUCUUCCUCCCUUUCUCACUUAUAUCCUCUCAUCACUCCAUUUUUUUCUUCACUGAACCUUCUUUCCUCUUCUUGCCUCUCUGCCUGCUUACUCAUCCUAGUUGUCUUUGCAAUUCUCAGUUUCUCUCACACUUACUGCCUAUUUUAUGUCAUUGUUAUUUCUUUUUCUUUCUUUUAUAAUGUUCUUUAUCCUUCCUUGUUUACAUAUUUCUCUUUACUUGCUUUCAUCAAUGUUGCCCUUUUCUUUUUCCAUUUUCCUUUCUAGAUCAUUCCCCUAAUCUCAGUUUUUUGGGGCCUACAAUUUGCCUUCACUACUCUGCAUGCAAUACAGCGUUUUGGAUUCACAUUCCCUUGCUUCCAGGUCAGAGCAGUGAAUUAGUUUUCUAUCACUGCAUAAUAAGUUAUCUCAAGACGUAGCAGCUUAAAGCAACAAACAAUUAUUAUCUCAGACAGUUUCUGAGGGGUAGGAAACUGGGAGUGGUUUAGCUGGGUGGCUCUGGCUUAAGGUCUGUCAGGAGGUUGCAGUAAAGAUUUUUACCUGGGUUGCAGUCAUCUGAAAGCUUGACUGGGUUGGGAGAAUCUGCCUCCAAGAUGGCACACUUUGAUGGUUGUUGGCAGGAGGCCUCAAUUCCUUGAUACAUAGAGCUCCCCAUAGGAUAGUUUGAGUGGUCUCAUAACAUGGCUGAGCAAGCAACCUGAGACAGAGAGAGCAAGAGAGCGAGAGAGCGAGAGAGUGAAAGCGAGAGCGAGAGAGAGAGAGGAGAGAGAGAGACAGACAGACAGAGAGAGAGAGAGACCCCUAGUCUUAGAGGCCACACACCAUCACUUCUGCCUUAUUCUAUUAAUUAGAAAUGCAUUAAGUCCAGCCUACACUCAUGGAGAGGAGCUGUUAUCUUUAUUACGCUUUAUCUCUUAAAAGGAAGACUAUCAAAUAAUUUGUGAAUGUAUUUAAAAUUACCACAAAGAGAAAAGGAACAAUCUUAGUCUUUCCUUUCAAAACAAACCAUAAGAUAUUGGUACAGGUAGUUUAUUUAGGAGAUGAUCUCAGAAAUCACAAAUUAGAAAGAGAAAGUGACACAGGGAAGGGAGGAAAGCCAAAAAAAUUUGUGUUAAGAAUGGGUUAUUGUUGUGGGUAUACAGGUCUCAGUUUGCUAGGAAUGCUCUGAGGAACCAUAUAGAAUGCAUUUCAGAAUUUUCCCACUAAUGGACAGAGAAACCAGAUAUUUAUCUACCAGCAUGAGGAGCCAAACAUUACCAUGUAGCAAUUAUAGCUCUAGGUUCAGUGGAAUCCUUAUUGUGAUCUCCAGGGGAACCAUUCCCUCCCUCACUGGAUAUAGGGAGGAUACAGUGGCUACAUGGACUAAGUCCUGCUGAGUCCCAACUUGCAGGAACAAGAAGUGCAAAUUCCCAAGGGAUCACAUCUCUACCUUGAAUGACGCACCAUAGGUAUACCAUAGUCAGCCAAUCUUAUUUGUAUCCCUUGCUUCUUGGACCCAUGUAUUUAAGCUAUUUGGACAGCACCAUAUAAUGGUCAUUGGUUCAAUGUAUAUAUCACAUCCUGGAGGAAAAUGCUCCAACCUAGCUGCAUGUCAUACUCAAGCUAGAACCUUAGGUUACUCCUUAACAGGCCAACUUAACAUUCUAAUAGUUUCUAGAUUGUAUGGCAUAUGAUAGGACUAGUGUUUUCCAUGGUCAUAUACUCAUUUUAAAAAUUUCUUUACUAUAAAAUUGGUCCCUUGAUCAGAAAGCCCAUAAUAGUAAAUCAUGCAUUUUAUAGUUCCUUAGGUAGUGGUUCUAGUAGGGCCAUCAUGGGCAAGAAAGGCAAAUCCAUGCCUGGACCAAGUAGCAAUCCCUGUUAAGAAUAAAUUACUGCAGUGUCCAAACCAGAAUGGGUCUGAUAUAAUCAUGUUGUCACCAAACAACUGAUUUGUCUUUUCAAAUGAUGGUGCCAUAUAAAGGCCCAGUGUCAUUCAGCAGUGGAAGUAGCUAGUUUUUGUGAGAAAAGACCCGUGAUUUGGGGCCCUUGGUUCCAUCCUUGCCAUAAUGACUCUUCUGUUGAUGAGCUAAUUGCAUAAGCACUAAGGUGGCCAAAAGCAUGUUGGCUGGCCUUCAAUGCCAAAGUCACCUUAUUAUUCUUAUUGUUCAUUGUCUCUUCUGAAGUGGGUGCUCUCUGGUAGGCUCUGGUACAGUGAUAUGUGAAGAUCCACACCUUGUAAGUCAAUCCUUAUGAUACUUCCCAGAUUUCCUUGUCUCUAAUCUGAUUUUGCCCUUUCCAAGUAAGUACCUGACCAAUGAGCCAGACUAUUUGCCACUGCCCAGGAAUCCAUGUGUAUCUCUACUUAAGGCUACUUCUCUCUCAAUAAGAAGUGAAUGACCAAGUAUAGUGCUCAAAACUUUGCCCACUAGGAUUUUCCCUCACCACUGUUCUUUAGGGCUAUACUUAAGUGGGGCUGUAGUGAGGGAUCAAUCCAGUUUUAGCUUGAGCCAACUCAUUCAUGAACAAGGCCCAAGUUGAUAGGGAACAUCUCUGCCAUGAGUGUCAUACCAUAGGUGUACCAUAGUCAGUAUCAUCAGUGUGGGCUGAGAGAGAAGCAUUUGUGCAACUAAAUUAGAUAACAUGGAGAUCAGGGCUACUUGCUGUGUAACUUACUUGUGCUUUUCCAAUCUGCUGGAGAUAAUUCCCAAAUGUCUCAUGUUAUGGGUAUCUGCUGUGCCUGCUAGAUCUGAUUAUUCACAGCAAAUAACCUUCCCCCGUGAAAUCUGUCAAAUAUUGCCCCUUUUUGAGAGGUUACGUCCAUGACCCUUCACUCUCCAAGAAAUUCCAUAUAACAUUUAUCACCAAGUCCUGCUUGAGGAGUAAGAAAGUAAAGUAGCUGGCCUGUGUUCCCUUCUCCUUGUCAAGGGAACCUCUAGGUACAGACUAAUGUUAUUUGUCCUCAUGUAGCAGUCUCUUAGCAGGCUAACCCUGUGUAAGGGUUACUCAAAUAAACCCAGGAGCUAUGGAUAUCUGAGGGAUGGCUUCCUGAAGAAUGUUAUAUAACCUAUACAAUUCCCUGGGGUAUCAAAUUGAGACAUUUUAUGAUUUAAAUGUCCCUGCUCUGUGUAAUGCAAACCCAUAAAACCUUAACUGGAGACCUAAUCUGUUAUUCUAGGCCAGAUAAUGCAUGUUCAGUGUGGCUGAAGCUCCACAGCCCACCCUUGCUGUCCCAGACUUUUCUCUGCUUUGUCUGAGCCUCGAUUCCCUGUGUCAUUGAAAUUAUUUGUAAAGCUUCAAACCGGGUAAAAUAUUUGUGUGACGAUGACAUGACAGUCCAAACUUUUGUUAGCUCAGAUACUAAUAUCACCACACAAAUAUCUUCUGAAUUCAUGUACUUCAUCUGUGCUGUCACAAACAUAGACCAUACCACCAUCAUCUUUUGCUAACUGGUUUCUUUGACUCAGGUCUUGUUUUCCACACCACAGCCAAAGUGAUCUUUCUAAAUAAAAAUGUAUUUAAUUUCCUUCACUUAAAAUACUUCAAUGCUACCUCAUGGCAGCCAGGUUAAAUCCAAACCUUUAAAUAUAGCUACAAUAUCCUUCAUGUUUGAUAUGGUUUGGAUUUCUGUCCCUGCCCAAAUCUCAUGUAAUUGUAAUCCCCAGUGUUGG
Molecule: messenger RNA, 5034 nt
Organism: Sapajus apella (tufted capuchin)
Lineage: Eukaryota; Metazoa; Chordata; Mammalia; Primates; Cebidae
Gene: CUNH11orf65
Product: chromosome unknown C11orf65 homolog
Exons: 9
Coding region: 86-1027 (313 amino acids)
Source: RefSeq, a predicted model, not a curated record